CCCGCCCCCCGCGCCCCGGCCUUAGCGGCGGCGGCGGCACCCGGCCCGCAGAGCGGCGGCGCGAUGGCGGCGGGCACGGGCUCCGAGCGGCUCCGCGAUGGCAGCUGCCACUUCCAGCGCUCCCGGCUCAUCUGGAUGAUCGCCAUCACCUUCGGCAUGAUCGUGCUCGGCUGGGUAACGCUUUGGCCUUCAACUAUACCUUAUAGUUAUUUGGGAAUAUUUGGUAGCUUCCUUAAUUAUUUAGUGGAAAACCACCACAAAUGGGUAUGCUAUGGGUUCUGGGUAUCCUGGUUGAUUCACAUAGUAGAAGCCUUCUACGGUGUUAAGUUAUGCCAAUCUAAAGGAAUCACUGACCCGGCAAUUCAGUUUCAAUGGUUCAUUCAGACACUUUUAUUUGGGUAUGCUUCCUUUGGUCUUCUGGUGUCUUACAAACCUUCAGCCAAGAAGCACUACUAGAAGGCAGUGAAAGAAGUUACUUCUCACAUUCUUCAUCCUCAUCUUCCCAAAAACAUCCUCACUUAGAUGUCUAGGUGCUGUAAUUAGCUAAAUUACAUUCCUGCUACCUGAUGCAGUGCCCUUCUGCCCAAAUAACUCUCUUCUUACUACUGAGACAAUUAUAAUUCACAGCACCCUGUGGAUAGUUCACUAGAAAUUCAGCCCUUCAGCCUUGGCACUGGUAAAAUUUAAUCCCAUUUAUUAUGCAAGAAGCCAAAAGUUGCUCCUCUACAGUUUUUGACAUAGAGUGUAUACUCUGUCACUGGAAUGUCCUUGACACCUGGUAGCAGUGGUUGAUAAAUUACCUUUUCAUGUGAAGGAUUUUUCUUCUGCAACAGGGAGAGUUAUUUACAGCCACAAGGCAACUUGCACCUGUUUCGUGAUGCGAUUUAAAUUUACCUGUAGUUUUUUUAUACAGGAUGUUUUACUGGCUGCUGCUUUGUUGUUAGAGCCUGGUCUUUGUACUCUGUUUUGUCACCUUAUUUUCUUUGACAAAGGACACACUACUGUAUUGCUGCAGGCACAUGAAAAAGACCAAGUUUCAGUUCAGGUUGAGGCGCAGUGAUGAGCUUGGAUACAUAAAGCACUUCGACUUGGUUUAAUACAUGUGCCUUAAGUUUUAUGCAGCACGACCUCAUCUUUUGAAUGAAGACUUCAGUUUUUGAGUUAGCAUAGCAUAAAGUAGUAAUCCCGUAGGUUUGAGGGCAGCAUUUCUAAGUAGUAAUUUAUUAUCCAAGAAAAAAAUCAAUUAGCAUUCCAAAAUCUAGCUGAAAAUUUUGUAUUUGUGAAUGAAAUUGGAUGUAGCAAGAAAACAUAGACCACUGUUUCCCAGAUGAUGUCCUGAAAUCUGUGGUUGAGAGACCAUCUUAAGCACCCCUCAGAGCACUUCUGUAUGUAUAGGGAGCCUUCUGUCAAACAGUCUUUUGCUUUUGAAUAUUUGAACAAGUUUAGCCUGUCUUGUUUUAGCACUUGAAAAAGUAAUAACUAUUUAAAAUACUAACUAUGGUGUGGGGAGGAGUUUUACCACACCACCUGUGAUGCUGCUGUUCUGGAAGAUAGGACGAGAAAAGGUGGUUCUUCCUCUCAUGAAGAGCUCCACAAGGCGGUAACAAACUUACGCCUUGUGCAGCACCUACAAACUGUAAUGCUUCUGAUGGAGAAGUCUUGCUCAAGCACAGGUACAUUAAGUUCUUGCUUUUUAGGAGGCACUAAAAGCAUGGAGAACUGAAGCGUUUGAAAUGGUGGUUUGGUUUGGGUUAUUUUUUUUUAAUUAUUGUUAAAUGGUGAACUGGUAACAUUAACAUUUUGUAGAGAAGUAGAAAUUCAUGUUUAGUGGCUAGAAAUCCAACAGGAAUGUCAAGAGCCCAAGCUAUGUGUUACUGUCUAACCUUGUAUCUUAGUCUGUGACCCUGGAAUAAAGAUUUUAAAAAAGUA
Messenger RNA from Falco peregrinus (peregrine falcon), 1929 nucleotides. It is a transcript of the gene TMEM254, whose product is annotated as transmembrane protein 254. The record is from RefSeq and is a predicted model, not a curated record. The transcript has 4 exons. Bases 64 to 456 code for a protein of 130 amino acids. Lineage: Eukaryota; Metazoa; Chordata; Aves; Falconiformes; Falconidae.